UUCCCGUGACGAGCCAAAAGAAAGAACCUUUGUACGGACUAAUGAAUUUGAGGGAAAGUAUUUACCCCGCCCUGGCCACCCUUGCUACCUUUGCUACCCCGGCUUGCCUGCAUAGCAGUCUUUUCCGUUUCCUUUCAGGCAAGCGGGAGUCGCGCGAGGGCACGAGGACAGAGGUAACAAAAAUUAGCGACUUCCCCUUGGCUCUCGCUUUCUCCCUCUAAGAGGAAACGGAAAAGACUGCUUCGCAGGCUAACCCUGGCCAUCCUUGCAUGCUACCCUUGCCAUCCUACUUACCUUCGCCACCCAGCAAUCCUUAUUAUGCCGGCCGUCCCAGCCACCUCGGCCAUCCUUGUUAGGAUUAGCAUUAGCUGCCACCUUCACCACCCUUGCGACACUGCGGUGCCUUUAAUGUGUCAACCACGUGACUAAUCAAACGGAGGCUCUGGGGACCAGAAACCUGAGCUAUGAGAAGUACAGUACACAACAAAUAUCAUAUUUGAAGUACCUACGACUAAGUACAAUGGCGGCACGGCUGCGCUCCACUUUGGUUCGUUUCUUCUUGAAAGAUGUUAUUGCUGGUUCCAAUGCUCCAAAGGUAACUGUUCCUAACGGAGUUGUGUUGCUACAUCAGCCCCCCAUCUCUGACGGUGUUCCAAUGAUUUCCAACUUUGCACUGAAGUUGGAAACCUACCUUCGCAUGGCAAAUAUCCCGUACAAGAAUUCAUUCGUGCCAAAAAUGUCCUCCAAAGGGAAAAUACCUUGGAUCGCAUACAACGGGAAAAGGAUACCAGAUUCUAACUUCUGCAUUGCUUUUCUAAACGAGGAAUUCAAGGUGGAUCUAGAUGAAAAGUUAAACAAAACAGAGAAGGCUGUUUCUCACGCCAUCAAGACCAUGGUUGAAGAGAAUAGUUAUUGGACAUUGGUAUAUUAUCGGUGGAUAGAUAGUACAGAAUACACGGCAGAGCUUUUCUUUCCAAAAUUAUCACAACGAAAAAGGGACUUUUUCUUCCCAAUGUUCCAGAAACAAUCAAAAACUUCAUUAAAUGGUCAUGGCAUGGGCCGUCACAAGAAAGAUGAAGUUUAUGCCAUUGCUAAGAAAGACUUGCAGACUUUGUCUGAUUAUUUGGAAGCUAAACCAUUUGUCAUGGGUCAGGAGCCCACACAAGUGGAUGCGUCAGUGUUUGGCUACCUGGCACAAAUUGUGUGGCAAGACAAAGACUCUCCACAGCAUGCCACUGUUCAUAGUGAGUUCAAGAAUUUGAUUGGUUACUGUGAGAGGAUGAAGGAGAGAUACUGGUCAGACUGGGACGAGGCAAUUGCUCAUAGGAAAAAGUUCCACUCUGAGUCAUGAGGAACAUGUUGUUCUUUGUUUUCAUUAUCAACAAUUCACUUCCAUUGAACUUGACUUGCACUCACCAGGAUUCACACCAACUUGUGCAUCAUGUAACAAAGGGUAGGUUGCUUUAUGAUUGUACUUGAUCUGACUUCACAACUGUUACAUUUUAGCUUCACAUGAAACUGUCAACAUGCCUUUAUGCACAGUUGGAACCAAUCAAACCAUUAUCAAAAGUAUGUUAUUUUGUUCUUGAAAUAAUAGCAUUGCAACUAAGUGUAACUGAUAUGAGGAAGUUUUCCCAAUAAAUUUUGGAAAUUUUAA
Molecule: messenger RNA, 1657 nt
Organism: Orbicella faveolata
Lineage: Eukaryota; Metazoa; Cnidaria; Anthozoa; Scleractinia; Merulinidae
Product: failed axon connections homolog
Cellular component (GO): cytoplasm
Source: RefSeq, a predicted model, not a curated record